Messenger RNA from Aegilops tauschii subsp. strangulata, 2748 nucleotides. RefSeq lists its product as uncharacterized. Gene Ontology annotation, cellular component: outer membrane. The record is from RefSeq and is a predicted model, not a curated record. NCBI's taxonomy places the organism in Eukaryota, Viridiplantae, Streptophyta, Magnoliopsida, Poales, Poaceae.
GUGGGAUGAUUCCUCAUAAUACUCUCCAGCAAAAUACCUGAAUUUUACGUGGAACUGAGCAUCAUCUAAAUUUUUUUAAAGCUACUAGUUAGAACCAUACUUUUUAUCUCCCGUGAGCUUGAGGAAUGAGGACCAUAGCUAAGACGAUUGAUUUUUUUAGUGGUUUCUUUUUGUUUCCGUCCAAAGGGAAGCUACAUUUUUUUUUGAGCAACAAGGGAAGCUACCUUUUUUCGCCAGUUUAUGGCCCAGCUAGUACUGCAAUAGAGGCCCACGAAUAGAUUGACCAGGCCGAAUAGAGAUAUAGGCUUCUAAACCCUCGCCACACCUUGUGCGAGAUUCCAUUUCCACUUUUCACCCGAAACCCCAGCCAUGGCGAUCGCCGCGGAUUCCACCGCCGAGCAAGCCCCGAACCCUGCUCCCCACGAGCCUUCGGACGAGCCCCGCAAGGCUCCCGACCAGCCCGACCGUGGCGAGGACAAUGGGGUCGACUUCGACGAGGAGGAGGACGAUGCAGAGGAGCUGGACGGGCCGCCGGCGUACAAGGAGAAGGUGAAGGCCGUCUUCCGUCGCCUGCACGCCGAGCCCGUCGGCAUCCGCGUCCACGACGUCAUCAUCAGGGGCAAUUUCAAGACCCGCGGCUCCCUCAUCGAGGCGGAGGUCGCCGACCUGCUCCGCUCUGCCGGCACCGUGCAGGGCCUGGUGCGCGCCUCCAGCCAUGCCAACGCGCUGCUGCGCCGCCUCGACGUGUUCGACUCCGUCUCCAUCACCCUCGGCGCAGGCCCGCCCGAGUUCCCCGGUACUGCAAUCGUCACCAUCCAAGUCGUGGAGGCGGCCAGACCCUACAAUCGUGGCAUCUUCUUCUUCCCCAAGAAAGAGGUAAUAUCAUGGCCAGUUGAAGGAUGGUUCAUGUUGAAGAACCUAUUUGGUUAUGGGGACAUGUGGAAUGUUUCAGGAGAAUAUGGUUGGGAUCAGUCAUCAAAGAUAGACAUUGGAGUGUACCUGCCAAGAUUGAAAUCAAUACCAACACCUUUGACGGCUCGGGCAUCAAUCCUUUCCGAAGAUUGGCUGAAGUUUUCAUCAUACAAGCAGCGUCUUCUUGGCCUUAAGUUUGGUUUGCUUUCAACCUGGCACCAUAACUUGUCUUACGAUCUGGCAUGGCGUACCUUAACUGAUCCCUCACAAAUGGCAUCAGAAUCCAUAAGGAGGCAGUUAGGACAUAAUCUGCUUUCUGCACUGAGUUAUGCAUAUAAAAUAGAUAAAAGAGAUUCAGAAUUCCGGCCAACAAAAGGAUAUGCAUUUGUCUCAACUUCUCAAGUUGGCGGUCUAUGGAAAAAUGGGCUAAGAUUCUUCCGCCAGGAGUUUGAUGGUCGCGGCGCUGUUCCACUCGGUUUUUGCAAUGCUGCCCUUAAUGUUGGCAUAUCAGCAGGGGUGAUUCUACCUUUGAGCAGAGGAUUUAUGGAAUUGUCUUCACCUGUCCCUGAUAGAUUUUACCUUGGAGGUCUUUCUUCCCCUGUAUGCAGCCUUGGUGUGAUAUCAUCUCUGUUGGGUUUCAAAACAAGAGGAGUUGGCCCAUCCGAACCACGGAGAUCUGUCCCAGGCGAGUCAGACGCUGCUGCCUCUACAGGGAGGGAUUACUUGGGAGGCGAUCUUGCUGUUUCUGCAUUUGCUGAUCUAUCCUUUGAUUUGCCCCUAAAGCUGUUCAGAGAUAAUGGAAUUCAUGGUCAUGCAUUUCUUUGUGCUGGAAAUCUUGCCAAGUUAUCUGAGGGUGAGUUUAAGAAUUUCUCAUUCCCUGAGUUUCGGCGCACAUUCAGAAGCUCUGCUGGUGUUGGCAUUGUCUUUCCAACCUCACUUUUCCGGAUCGAGUUAAAUUACUGCCAUAUCUUGAAGAAACAUGAACAUGAUCAUGGAAAGAGUGGAAUUCAGUUCAGCUUCUCCUUGGAGUAGAUGUUAGAUAGUGGAGCAACAUUUUUGACCUGUUGAAGAAUAUUGCGUCCUAUUGCACUGAACCAUUUAUCUUCGUUGCUGAGUCAGCUGUUUAACAAGUACUCCCUCCGUCUGAAAAAGCUUGUCCCUCAAAUGGAUGUAUCACCAAGUUAGUGUUAGACUCAUCCAUUUGAAAGACAAGCUUGGGACAAGCUUUCUCGGACGGAGGGAGUAGGAGACUAGUUGAUCCGUCAUCCGAUAUAUUUGACAUCUCGUGGUAUGAUCGAGAACUGGAAGGGUGUUGGGUGCUGUAUUAAAUUUAUUCGAUUUCACGGUGUUGCCAUGUUUUGAAGUUGUCUUAUUGGCUCGGUAGAGAUUACGCUGUUGCUUUAAAUUGUGAUGGUUGGUACUGGAUAGAAUAUUACAUGCUGUUAUGUUGGCAGGAGUUUUACACAAUGGAGUUGGGAGGCCCUGCUACUUGUAUGCAUGCUUUUUAUUCUGACCAUUUUGACUGAUAUGUGUGUGCUCUAUAGAAUAGUGCGUGUUGGCUAGUGUUGAGUGGUGCAAGUCUGAAGAAAAGCUCCAGUGUCAGGCUGCGCAAACAGCUGGUGAACUGAGCAGAAAUCAGUUGCACAUCUCAUCAGGGUUCUUUGGUUUCUCAGGGUUUUUGUUUUGUUUUGAAAAAGCUAUCUGUUUCUUGUUUCCCGCACCUCAAAUGCACAUGAAGCCUCGUUGAUAUGUUGAUUCAUCUGAUCCACUAUGGUCAUGGUCACUCUGUUUGCUACUCCCUCUGUCCCAUAAUAUAAGAGCGUUUUUUAACUAGUA